Messenger RNA from Closterium sp. NIES-65, 1203 nucleotides. Lineage: Eukaryota; Viridiplantae; Streptophyta; Zygnematophyceae; Desmidiales; Closteriaceae. The record is from the annotation of a GenBank genome assembly.
AUGGGCAAGUUACCACUUACCUGCUCUCACCCAACUUCCUUUUCCUGCUCUCCAUAUGCAGUGUCAACUGCCAAGAUCUACUAUGGCCUGCAGAUGACUCCAGGAGAAAUCGUGGCCAUUGUGGUGGCCUCUGCGGUGUUCUUGCCCCUGCUGCUGCUGGUCGUGUACCUGACUUACAUCCGUGUUAAGGAGCAGAGGGAGAAGGAGAAGCGGGAGAAGGAGAGCAAGGAAGAGGGGGAGGCGGAGAGGAUGGAAGGAGGAGGCAGUGAGGGGGAGAGGGAGGAGGGGGGAGAGGCGAAGGCUGCUGCUGUGGAGAGUGGCAGUGGAUGGUGGUUCUUCAGAAAGAGCAGUGGUGGAGCAGAAAAGCCAGCAGGAGGGGAUGCCGCACUGCCAGCAGCAGGAGAAAAGGCAGCCGGGGAAGUGGCAUCAGCACCAUUGGCAGACAGCACAGCAGCAGCAGCAGCAGCGACAGUGGAGACGAGUGGAGCCGGUAAAGCAGAAAGGGCAGGAGGAGGGUGGAGGUGGCCUUGGCAGGCAGCUGCUGCUCCUUCCGCCGCAGAGGUUGCAGCAGCACACGCAGCAGCCGUUGCUGCAUCAGGAAGAGGAGCAGGAGGCGUGGGUGCAACGGGGGGUUGUAUGGGGGGAGCAGAGGCGCGGCCUAUGGUGAAUGAGAUGGCAACAAAGAGCCAUCCGAAUCUGGUGAGGCUGCUGGGGUACUGCAUGGACUAUGACCCGGUGGCGGAGCGCAUGGAGCAGAUCGUCAUCUACGAGUUCGUCGAUAAUGGCGACCUCGACCGCUGGAUUGGACCCCUGGUGAUGCUGACACUCAUCACAGCUCGCAAGGCCAUCUACAAUGCGGAUGCUGAUCAGAUCAACCUCAAGCAGUGGGUGGCUCCGCUGCUAGCCGCUGGAGACGCGGGCGCGAUGAGGGAUCCGCAGCUGGAGGCGCCGGACGACUUGGUGCUGCGCAUGGCCCGCCUCGCCCUGCGCUGCACCGCCAUGCCCACCGCCUCUCGCCCCUCCAUCAGCCGCGUGCUCGGCGAGCUGCUCGUCAUGAAGGAGGAGUUUCUUGGGAAAGACGAGGACAGGAUGGCGGUUCGCAUUGACCGCGACUUAGAGCUCUCCUCGGAUGUCAACCUGAGCAUGGAGAUUGCGCGUGCCCAGGGAGCAAAGAGCAGUGGAGGGCUCUCUAGCAACCCCUAG